Messenger RNA from Exophiala xenobiotica, 1843 nucleotides. RefSeq lists its product as uncharacterized. The record is from RefSeq and is a predicted model, not a curated record. The coding region runs from base 109 to 1731 and encodes 540 amino acids. Gene Ontology annotation, biological process: transmembrane transport. Lineage: Eukaryota; Fungi; Ascomycota; Eurotiomycetes; Chaetothyriales; Herpotrichiellaceae. The transcript is spliced from 5 exons. Gene Ontology annotation, molecular function: transmembrane transporter activity.
CCCCCCGUCACUCCCCAGGCUUAAUUUUGUUUUUUCUGUCUGCUGUCGAACCUCUUCGUUCUCCCAUAACCACUCUUGCCCCCUUCAUAUUCUUCCUUCGUUGCAACCAUGGCUGAAGAAGUCACUAAACCAGAACCACAGGCUACUGCUGCCUCGGCCACUCCUUCUGUCUCGAGCGCAGACGCUGACAAGGAGAAGCCUGUCGCCAAAAGCGCGACGAUCGAUCUCGAUCGUGUUGGUGAGACCGAGGGCUACGUCCUUGAUGAGGCGCAACUCAAGGCGAAGCUGGGCCUUGCUCCCGAUGUCGCCUUAAAGAAGUCGAAGAAAGGCGUUGUGUUGAUUCCUCAGCCUACUGAAGACCCUGAGGAUCCCUUGAACUGGCCCCGAUGGAAAAAGAGCCUUAUUCUCGUUGUCAUUGCUGUUAAUGCUUGUACCGCCGACUAUUCUGCUGCGACUGGCGCGAGUGCCCUGAUCCCACAAGCUGAGGAAUGGCACAUCUCUCCCAACACGGUCAACCAUGCUACCGCUGGUAACACUUUCAUGUUGGGCGUGGGCGGAUUGGCUACUGUUUGGCUCUCUGCCUACUUCGGCCGCCUCCCGGUGCUGUUCUGGUUCGGCUGUCUGUCAGCAGGUACAGCUGCUUGGUCUGCUGCUGCUCAGAGCUUCGAAUCUUACAUGGCAUCUCGCAUUUUAAACGGUCUCUUCUGUGUUGCCGCAGCGGGUGGCGGUCUCAUGUGGAUCAAGGAUGUCUGGUUCUGGCACCAGCACGCGAAGAAGAUCAAUAUCUGGUCUACUGCUAUCAUCCUUUCUCCUUUCCUGGGCCCACAGUUUAUGGCAGCCAUUGUCAGUGUCACUUCCUGGCGAACUGGGAUGUGGCUCGACUUUGGUAUCAUUGCUCUGGGUCUGGCCCUCACGUUCCUGUUUGGUGAUGAGACCUUCUACCCGCGGCACUUGAUGCCAGACCGAAUCCCGCAGCGCAAGUCACGACUGCUUCGAGUCGUGGGUGUGGAGCAGUACAGAACCAGGUACACAACAAACACAUUCUGGGAGGCUGGUAGUCGUUUGGCCUAUACGGCUUUGAAGAUGCCCGUCUUCUUGAUAUGCUUGUUCUAUUUCUUUGAUUUCCCGUGGACCAUUGGCAACAACACCACAAUCUCAGUCUUGAUCAUCCCAGCUUACAACUUCAGCUAUCGCAAUCUGGCAGCCAUUUAUACCGCCCCUGUUAUUGGAGCCAUCUUGGGAUUGACGAUUGGACACUUUAUAUUCGACUUGGUGGCUAAGCUCUGGGCGAAGCGCCACGGAGGCCGCAUCGAUCCUGAAAACAGGUUGAUUGUGCUCUGGCUGGUCUUGCCCUUCAAGCUCAUCGGCUACAACCUCAUUGGCGUCACUCUGCACCAUCCUCAGACUUAUUCCUACUAUGUUCUUGCUGUCGGCUGGGCAAUGCACAACUUUGCAACCAUUGUUACCACAGCAGCAGUGGGGGCUUACCUUCUUGAUGCCUACCCUGAAGCUGGCGGAGAGUGCGCAGCCUGGCUGAACUUUGCUCGAACUCUCGGUGGAUUCAUUGUUGGAUACAUUCAAAUCAAUUGGGCGACAAAGGCCGGUACUCAAACCGAAUAUGGGAUUGAGAGCGCGAUCAUGGGCGCUGCAUUCUUCAUCAUAAUCUUCUUGCAAUUCUUUGGCGCGAAGCUGAGACAUGCUCAAGGUCCAUUGAACUUCAAGACGAACUAGGGUUUGGACAACGCUUGGUAUGGUACAUAGUAGUCUCGGUUGGUAUCUUCGACUCGGUAUAGUCAAUAGUUUAGCAGUCCAACAAGCAAUAAUAGUAGAUGAUACUUCAUAA